AUGGAUCCUCCAAACCCAAACCGACUUUGCCAUGACGUUUAUUCCACAAUCCAAAACCCUAAUUCCCUUCCCAGUGCUCCAGGUUUCGAUUUGAUAUUCCAUUUGUUACUGUCGUUUCCGGACUCAUCCUCGCCUUCGUUUGACUCGCCGUCCUCCAUUGAUCAAUUGCUCGACAAAGCUCUCGCCUCCGCUUCCUCCGAUGACUUGGUUCAGAAUAGCAUCAUCGAUCGUACCAUCAAACUCCAGUUGCUUCUUCUCGAGUCCACUAGACGGUGCUUCCGCAAGCGAGCUUCACUUCACAAUUCCAAUUCUUGGUUACUUCCUCCAGAAAUCACUAUCAAGGUGUUUUCGAAGCUUGAUACAAAGUCUCUAGUGCAAGCCAUGUCAUGCUGCACCAUGUUCCAAAAAUGUGCCAUGGACCCUUUCUCUUACUCUCACAUCAACUUGACUACUACCUCUGUCAGCAAAGUUGAUGAUGAAGUUGUGCGUACCAUGAUCUGUCGGGCUGGAAAAGAACUCAGAUCCCUUGAACUUGGUCAUGUUGUUCCCCCAUAUAAUGAUGUCUCUACUACGCCUUUGCUUACCGGAAAAUGUCUUGCCCCGCUACCCGAUAAUGAUGGGUUUAUCGGUGGUUCGGGAGAUAGCUGCAAAGACAGUCUGCUCGAGACUCUAAUAUUGCGUGACUGCGAUUCUCUAGAGGAGAAAGAAGUUUUGCAGUUUCUGAAUUCGCUAUCCACAGGAAACUUCAGAUCCAUGAGGCACAUUAUUUUGGUGCGAUCAAUGGGAUAUACUCAAAUGGAAUUUGAAGGAGAUAACCAGCUAGUCAAUCAGAUAAUUGUAGAGCCACGCCGAUUCGAUCAUCUCCUCGCUCCUUUCGUUCCCGGACUCCUCCCCGAUCUCCAUUUCCAGUACCUUCGAUCGAGUCCUCGACGAUGCUCUCGCCUCCGCUUCCGGCGAUGUCUCCGUUCAGGAUUCUCUCGUGGAUCGCACUCUGAACUCGCGUCGCUUCUUCUAGACUCCACUAAACGAUGCUUCCGGAAGCGAGCUUCUCUCCACAAUUCCAAUUCCUGGUUCCUCCCUCCCGAACUCACCAUUAAGGUGUUUUCGAUGCUUGAUACAAAGUCUCUGAUGCAAGCGGCUGCGUGCUGCACAAUGUUCAACAACUGUGCGAUGGACCGUUUAUCUUACGCCCACAUCGACUUGACAACCGCUACAAAGCAAACUGACAAUGGAGUUGUGAAUACUAUGAUCCACCGGGCUGGAAAAGAACUCAGAACUAUCAAGCUUGGAAGUGUUACUCGCUCAACUGGAUCUGAUUCUUCUCCAACUUUGGUUCCAGGGCCUCUUCUUGCCCCACUAUCCUAUAAUCAUGGUUUUCUUGGGAGUCGCUUGAGAAGCCUGCAGCUUUACAAUCUUAGACAAGGGAACUACAAUUCCGUGACUGAGGUGUUGUCAGUUUGUCCAAAUAUCAUUGAUCUGAGGAUUGUUGGAUUGUGUUCUCCAUAUAUGCCGCUAUUGAAGUCUUUUGCAGAAAAAUGUCGUUUGAUAGAGCACAUUUGCUUAGAGACCUAUGGAUUGCCAGGUGCAGUAGACUUUAAAACAGGGUCACCCUUGUUAGAGUUUGUGACGAACUCCCCCAAGUUAACUUCCUUAACGCUCAUAGGUUUUAGACUAACCGAAGAAAUGGCCCGAAAGCUUGUUGAGAGUUGUCGUAAGCUGAAGUACCUGAAUUUGUCUAGAUCGCCAACAAUCAAGGGUCGUUUUCUGAGGGAUUUGGGAUAUAGCUGCAAAGACAGUCCACUGGAGACUAUAAUAUUGCGGAACUGCCAUUGCCUACAAGAGAAAGAAGUCUUGGAACUCUGUAACUCAAUACUCAAAGGAAACUUCAAAUCCAUUCGGCACAUUGAUGUUUCAAAUAACCGCGGCUUAGAUAUUGAUUUCGGCGACAGAUCUUACAAACCAAAGUUUCCUCUAGAGAAGCUGAAAGAAGAAAGACCAGAUGUCACAUUUGUAGCGGAUUUUCCAUUAAAAGGGUCAGAAAAGCGUUACCGUAUGUGCGCUGGUUUGGAUGAAGAAGAGUUGAGGUUGAUAGAGAUGAUGGAAGCCGAGAACGAAGAUGAGUCUGAAGACGAUGACGAUUCAUACGAUGAGGUUGACUCGGACGAGGAGAUCCUUUUAUAA
Microthlaspi erraticum is the source of this 2181-nucleotide messenger RNA. The record is from the annotation of a GenBank genome assembly. Lineage: Eukaryota; Viridiplantae; Streptophyta; Magnoliopsida; Brassicales; Brassicaceae.